This is a messenger RNA of Thrips palmi, 2774 nucleotides long. RefSeq names its product threonine--tRNA ligase 1, cytoplasmic (gene ThrRS). Lineage: Eukaryota; Metazoa; Arthropoda; Insecta; Thysanoptera; Thripidae. Bases 223 to 2622 code for a protein of 799 amino acids. The record is from RefSeq and is a predicted model, not a curated record. The transcript has 17 exons. Gene Ontology annotation, biological process: threonyl-tRNA aminoacylation. Gene Ontology annotation, molecular function: ATP binding; threonine-tRNA ligase activity. Gene Ontology annotation, cellular component: cytoplasm.
GCGUGCGGUGCGGGCGUUCGUGUUCGUUCAGUCGGCCAAGCACCACCACCACCACCAUGGGCGACGUCGUGGAGGGCGUUAAAGCAAUGAACAUCAAGAGUGAAAAGGUUAUCGUUUGGUGCUGAAUGAGACAUUUUUUCAUUGAUUGGGCCCUGAAUCGAUUGAGUGUGCCGGACUCGCGAACACCAUUUGCUGACUGCCUGUUCCCAAAAUACUGAAACAAUGUCGGAGUUCGACCUUUUGAAAGAACUGGACAAUUACUUGUCUCAGUUUAGUUACGUUGGUGGUUAUCAACCUACACAAGAGGACCUCAAAGUCCUAAAUUAUUUGGGGCGGAAGGACCUGUCUGGAGAAAUAGCGAAACAUUUGCAUUUGACUCGCUGGCUGCGCCACCUGUCUUCCUUUACCAAAGAGUCCCAAGCUGUGCUUCCCUCCACUGCGACAGCAGUGCACCCUCAAAGGAACAACCUGGAGAUAUUGGCCUUCAUAGAGCGAUGUGCCGUCAAUGAUACACACUGUCCUCUCGCCAAUUCUAAGGCCAAGAAGGACGAGGUCAAGAAGAAGUACAAGAGGGAAGAGGCAGGACCCACUGUCUCUGAGCUCAAACCAUGGCCUUCUUACAUUCAGGAUCGUCUUGUUUUGUGGGACAGACUAAAAGCGGAGUAUGACGCUCGCAUUGCUGCCAAGACUCCAGAGAACAUUACUGUCACGCUGCCUGAUGGUAAAGCUAUCCCUGCUGAGUCAUGGCGUACAACCCCUUAUGAAAUUGCAAGAGGCAUCAGCCCGGGCCUUGCUGACAAUUCUGUGAUUUCCAAAGUGGAUGGUGUGCUAUGGGAUUUGGAUAGACCUCUUGAGAAAAGUUGUUCCCUUCAGCUGCUCAAGUUUGAUGAUGAUGAAGCUCAAGCAGUAUUUUGGCAUUCAACGGCCCAUAUUUUGGGAGAAGCUAUGGAACGUGUUUAUGGUGGAUGCUUGUGCUAUGGUCCCCCCAUUGAAAGUGGCUACUACUAUGACAUGUUCCUGGCUGACAAACAGGUUUCCAAUCUUGAUUUCCCAGUAUUAGAAAACCUAAUGAAAACAAUUGUGAAGGAAAAGCAGCCAUUUGAGCGUCUUGAAAUGACCAAAGAAGACUUGUUGGAAAUGUUCAAGUACAAUGAGUUCAAAGUCCGCAUUCUGAAUGAGAAAGUGACGACGCCAACCACCACUGUUUACCGUUGUGGUCCCCUGAUUGAUCUCUGCCGUGGUCCUCAUGUUAGAAAUACAGGCAAGAUCAAAGCUCUGAAAGUUACCAAAAACUCUGCUACCUAUUGGGAAGGCAAGGCUGAUGCAGAAUCCCUUCAAAGAGUUUAUGGAAUCUCAUUCCCUGAUCCGAAGCAGAUGAAGGAGUGGGAAAAGUUCCAAGAAGAGGCAGCCAAACGAGACCAUCGUAAGCUUGGCAAGGAACAAGAACUGUUCUUCUUCCAUGAGCUAAGUCCUGGUUCAUGCUUUUUCCAACCGAAAGGAGCACACAUUUACAAUUCUUUAGUUGAAUUCAUCCGUGAGGAGUACAGGAAGAGAGGGUUCCAGGAAGUUGUGUCACCUAACAUUUACAAUGCUAAACUCUGGAAGACCUCUGGUCACUGGGCUCAUUAUGCGGAAAAUAUGUUUUCAUUUGAAGUAGAAAAGGAGCAAUAUGCCUUGAAGCCCAUGAAUUGCCCCGGACAUUGUUUGAUCUUUGACCACCGCCCACGUUCAUGGAAGGAGCUGCCCUGGCGAGUAGCAGACUUUGGUGUUUUGCACAGAAAUGAAUUCUCUGGUGCUCUCAGUGGUUUGACAAGAGUGAGGAGGUUCCAGCAAGAUGAUGCCCACAUUUUCUGUAUGCCUGAUCAGAUCAAGUCUGAAAUCUCAGGUUGCCUGGAUUUCAUGAAGCAUGUCUAUGGAAUCUUUGGAUUCACUUUCCAGUUAAAACUGUCUACCCGCCCAGAAAAAUUCUUAGGUGAAAUUGAAAUAUGGAAUAAUGCUGAAAAGGCGCUUGCUGAAAGUCUGAACGAGUUUGGGCAGCCAUGGAAGGAAAAUCCAGGGGAUGGAGCCUUCUAUGGACCCAAGAUUGAUAUCACAAUCAUGGAUGCCCUUCGUCGUCAACACCAGUGUGCCACAAUCCAGCUUGAUUUCCAACUGCCUGUGCGCUUUGAUCUCUCAUACAUUGGGGAUGAUGGUGAGAAGAAGCGCCCGGUAAUGAUUCAUCGGGCCAUCUUGGGCUCAGUUGAGCGCAUGAUUGCUGUACUUACUGAAUCUUACGCGGGCAAGUGGCCAUUCUGGUUGUCGCCACGACAGGCUAUGAUCAUCCCAGUGGCAGUCCCCUUCAACGAAUAUGCCACAAAGGUGAAGCAACAAAUAUUUGAAGCUGGUUUCAUGUGUGAUGUAGAUGUUGAUGAUAGUGACACAAUGAACAAGAAAAUCAGAAAUGCUCAGUUGGCUCAAUACAACUUUAUCAUGAUUGUUGGUGAGAAGGAAGUCAACGGAAACACAGUCAAUGUCCGCACCAGAGACAACUUGGUUCACGGGGAGUUCUCUAUUGAUGCUGUCAUUGACAAGUUCAAGGUGCUUGCCAAGACCCGCACUAUCAAGAGUGAAGAGGACUUCUAAAGUUACUGUACUAUUAUUAUGUGAUCAACUGAUUUUCUUGGGUUCAAAAUGUCUUGGUAGCUUUUUUUUUUUUACUUUUACCAGUGCAUAUGAUCGUGAGUGAGAUGAAUUUUUAAUUUAUUGAUGAAAUAAACUGUGGGAGAUAACUGUAA